AUGGACGGUUCGGGACACCGCUGGUCGUUGUUGGGGGUACAGAGAACUCCAGCCCAUCAGCCUGUCCAUGAGCCCCAGCUCGCGGUCGACCUACUGUACCCGAUGGUCGCAAUUCUCAACCUUCUGGGCUACAACAUCCAGAAAUUACGUUCUACAAGGUGGAUGAUUCUGGCAAGGUGCAGUGGCUCAGGGAUGGUGUCAUUUGGUGGCGUGGUACGUGUGGCGGUGUUGGAGGUGUGUUGUGGCUGUGGGGAUUUUAGUUUUCUGUUGUCCCUCGAAGUUGGAACCAAUGGCAAGGUCACUGUUGUGGAUUUCUCAAAGGAGCUAUUAGAGGUUGUGGCAUAUCGCCAGCGUGGGUGGUCACUAAACUGUGCUACAAAAACAUUAAGUGGACUCGUUGAGAUGCAGUUACUUUACCAUUCCCUUACUCCAAUUAAUUCAAUCAAGGAGUACCUCACAGGGAAAGAGUUGGAGAAGUUAGCUUUGGAAGCAGAUAACCCAUACCAAAUUCACCUGCCGAUCAACAAAAAGGGCUACGACUCCAUCCAGAUUUCCCUGGUCAAGAACCAUGCUCUGGCAUGGCGCACGCCGCCUGAUUUUACAUCGCACUAG
This is a messenger RNA of Striga hermonthica, 612 nucleotides long. The record is from the annotation of a GenBank genome assembly. Lineage: Eukaryota; Viridiplantae; Streptophyta; Magnoliopsida; Lamiales; Orobanchaceae.